Molecule: messenger RNA, 1974 nt
Organism: Gavia stellata (red-throated loon)
Lineage: Eukaryota; Metazoa; Chordata; Aves; Gaviiformes; Gaviidae
Gene: NCAPH2
Product: non-SMC condensin II complex subunit H2
Exons: 20
Coding region: 163-1974 (603 amino acids)
Biological process (GO): meiotic chromosome condensation; mitotic sister chromatid separation
Cellular component (GO): condensin complex; nucleus
Molecular function (GO): chromatin binding
Source: RefSeq, a predicted model, not a curated record
GCAAGGUGUCAGCUGCGCCUAGCUCUAAGCGACCUGCAGCCCUCAGAUGUCACUUGCGGGAUCAUCUGUUGAGAAACGGGUGGUUUAAACCCGUUUAAACGACCCCGGGGGUCUGCCCGGCCCCCGAGUGGGCCGUGAGCUCCUCCGCCAGGAGCUGCCGCCAUGGAGGAGGUGGAGUCACGCUUCCUGCACCUCCUGCAGCCCAUCCGCGACCUCACCAAGAACUGGGAGGUGGAUGUGGCCGCCCAGCUCGGGGAGUACCUGGAGGAGCUGGAUCAAAUCUGCAUUUCCUUUGACAAUGGCAAAACCACCAUGAACUUCAUAGAAGCGGCCCUGUUGAUCCAGGGUUCUGCCUGCGUCUACAGCAGGAAGGUGGAGUAUCUCUACUCGCUGGUCUACCAGACGCUUGACUUCAUCUCCAACAAAAAGCGGGAAAAACAGCCCAGCUCCGUGGGGCAGGACGGCGAAGAUGCCGACGUGAGCUUUGGGGCUGAGGAGGAAGAGUUCCUCUCCCUGGACGACAUCAGGGACAGCAGCCAGGCGAACGUGGACAUGAAGAAGGAUCAUCAGCCCAACGCUGUGAACGUUGUUCCCUUGACUCCGAUGUCUUUGGUCCCUCCGGAAGAAGCUGAGAAGAGGGACAACCCUCUGUUCAGCCGGAAAGGGGAGAUCCUCGCCAGCCGGAAGGAUUUCCGGAUGAACACGUGCACCCCUCACGCCACCGGAGCCUUCCUACUGGAGCUGGCGGGCCUCUCCCCCACCUGCCUGCAGAAGCAGCAGCACGAAGAGAGCCCCGGCAGAGCGGCAGGAGCGCCGUCCUGCGUCCUCGGCAGCGGGAGGGAGCGCGUGAGCGUCGGUGGGGUUCCCGUCCAGGCGCUGAGCUUCUCUGAAGACGGAGGUGCCGCAGGACCGGAUGAUGACAACAGCAGCGGGGACAACGUGCCCGGGGCCCCAGAGGAUGAUGUGGAAAUGUCUCCGGCUGCUAAGGAACAUGUCGAGGCACAGAGGAGCGCGCCCCAGGCGAAGGGGUACGUGCUGCGGGAGCGAGCGCCUGCCCAGGACCCCAAAGCCCACAUCAAGGAGAUUCUGGAUCCGUGGCAAAGCCUCGACCCCUUCGGUGACUCCGAGGACAAGCCAUUCAAGAAAGGGAGGCCCUUCCUGGUGCCGCAUGGCCUGGACAACGUCGUUGGUAGCAAGCGGAAGAGGACAGGACCGAGGAAGCUCCAGGACUUCAUGAAAUGGUUCUCUGCAGCCUACAACAACGUCGCCGACAGCAGGAAAACCAAGAGGAAAGGGCCAACAUUCGCAGAUCUGGAGGUGCUGUACUGGAAGCAGCUGAAGGAGCGGGCGGCACAGAGGAAGCUGCAGAGCCGGGCGGGGCCGCUGUGGCUGCCACUGCCGCCGUGCGAGGAGGGGCUGGAUCUGCUGGAGGAGGAACGCGGGGCUGACUGCCACGAGGGAGCAGAUGACUUCACGGAGCACGAGGACAUCCAGCCCGAGGCCCUGGAGGAGCUGAGAGAAGGAGCCCUGGACCCCCAAGACCCGGGCUCGCUGGGCUACGAGGAGCUGGUGCGCAGGAACGUGGAGCUGUUCAUCGCUGACUCCCAGAAGUACGUGCAGGAGACGGAGCUGUCCCAGCACAUCCGCCGCUGGGAGGAGAGGAUGGGGCCGUUGCUGCAGGAACAGGAGGAGCGAGCCGCCUUCGACAUCCAUGACUACGGGGACACGCUGGCGGGCAGCUGCGGGGGCCUGGGCGAGUGGCGGUCCUUCGCCAGCCUGGUGGCGGGGCAGCCCCCCUUCGAGGUGUGCCGCUACAUGCUGGCCUCGCUCCAGCUGGCCAACGACUACGUGGUGGAGGUGGCGCAGGACCCGGGGCUGGAGCAGGCGCUGGACACCAUGCGGCUGCGGCUCCUCAGCCACGAGCGGCCGCACGAGCGUUUCCGCGCCUUCCAGCCCCCCUCCGCCUGCCCCUGA